Molecule: messenger RNA, 572 nt
Organism: Ceratitis capitata (Mediterranean fruit fly)
Lineage: Eukaryota; Metazoa; Arthropoda; Insecta; Diptera; Tephritidae
Product: glycine-rich RNA-binding protein 1-like
Exons: 3
Coding region: 250-489 (79 amino acids)
Source: RefSeq, a predicted model, not a curated record
UUUCACCAAGCUCCUAGAGAUUUUAGGCUCAAUUUGUAAAUAAUCAAAUAAAUGCUUAACUAAUCAAGUUUGGCUAAAAUAAAUAAGUAUUUAUGAAGACAAGUUGAAUGACAGACCUUGAGUAAGAGUGAACCUGGUUGGAGUUUUUGGCGUGCAUUUUGUAUAAAAGACUAAGAGUUGCAUUGGACUGACAUCAAUUGUCUUCUAACUGUUACAGCAGUAGCCUCACUUUAAAAUAGCAACAACGAAAUGAAGUUCACCAUUAUAUUCGCUCUCUUCCUUAUGUUCGCCCUCGUGAACUGCAGCUCUUAUGGCGGUCGCGGCGACGAUCGUGGCCACGAGGAUCGACAUGAUGAUCGCAGAGGUGGUCAAAGUUCUGGCUACGGUGGUCAAAGUUCCGGCUACGGUGGUCAAAGUUCCGGCUACGGUGGUCAUCAAAGUGGUGGUCGUGAUGAUCACUAUGGUGGUGGUAGCCGCGGACACUACUAAAGUGACCUUGGGUUGUAUUGAAAAUUCGUUGAUAAAUUAUAAAAAUUGAAAACAUGAAAUUUUUAGUAAAAGUAAACGCUAAA